Sceloporus undulatus (fence lizard) is the source of this 2050-nucleotide messenger RNA. It is a transcript of the gene NOAZFP, whose product is annotated as zinc finger protein 330. Gene Ontology annotation, molecular function: zinc ion binding. The record is from RefSeq and is a predicted model, not a curated record. The coding region runs from base 107 to 1075 and encodes 322 amino acids. Gene Ontology annotation, cellular component: nucleus. The transcript has 10 exons. Lineage: Eukaryota; Metazoa; Chordata; Lepidosauria; Squamata; Phrynosomatidae.
UGGGGCGCUGGUGUGCUCCUGGAAGGGAAGAAGGGCAGGAGCAGCCACGCUGCCUUUCUCUUCCCAGGAUCCUUGUGGUCGGUGGUCAGGACCCAGAAACAGAAAGAUGCCUAAAAAGAAGACAGGUGCUCGCAAGAAGGCUGAGAAUCGUAAAGAACGUGAGAAACAGAUUAGAGCUUCAAAGGGCAAUAUUGAUCUGGCUAAACAUCCCUGCAAUGCUUCAAUGGAAUGUGACAAAUGCCAAAGACGACAGAAGAAUAGAGCAUUUUGCUAUUUUUGUAGUUCUGUUCAAAAAUUGCCCCUCUGUGCGCAAUGUGGUAAAACAAAGUGUAUGAUGAAAUCAUCAGACUGUGUCAUAAAACAUGCUGGUGUGUACAGCACUGGACUUGCCAUGGUGGGGGCAAUAUGUGAUUUCUGUGAAGCUUGGGUUUGCCAUGGCAGGAAAUGCCUCAGUACUCAUGCUUGUAUCUGUCCUCUUGCUGAUGCAGAAUGCAUUGAGUGUGAGAGAGGGGUCUGGGACCAUGGAGGGAGAAUAUUCAGCUGCUCUUUUUGCCACAAUUUCCUUUGUGAAGACGAUCAGUUUGAACAUCAGGCCAGCUGCCAGGUUCUGGAAGCCGAGACCUUUAAAUGUGUUUCCUGUAAUCGACUUGGGCAGCAUUCAUGCCUCCGCUGUAAGGCUUGUUUCUGUGAUGACCACACACGGAGCAAGGUUUUCAAACAGGAAAAGGGAAAGGAGCCUCCUUGCCCAAAGUGUGGGCAUGAAACACAGCAGACCAAGGACUUGAGCAUGUCAACACGCUCUCUGAGGUUUGGCCGUCAGACAGGAGGUGAAGAGACUGAUGGAGCUUCUGGCUAUGACGCCUAUUGGAAGAAUAUUUCAGCCAGCAAAGAUGUUGGUACAGGUGAUCAUGAGGAGGAAUAUGAUGAAUGUGAAGCCGAGGAUGAUGAUGAAGAAGAUGAUAAUGAGGAAGGAGGGAAGGAUUCAGAAACAGAAGUGACCGAUGUGUUCAGUAACUUGAAUUUGGGAAGGACAUAUGCCAGUGGCUAUGCACAUUAUGAGGAGCCGGAUGACUAAGGUCUUGCUCUUAAGCACCAUGGACAGGAAAUAACUCCCCGGAAUGUAAUAGCACAGCUUCUAGAUAAACAUGCUCAGUGUCUGGUUGCCAGCUGUGCUUAUGAUGGGAUAACAUUUGAGAAGAACUCUGUUUGUGUUUUAGUGAAUUGUAUGUAUGGCACUGGAAUAACUCUAUUAGGCUUUCAAAUAGCAAAGCUUAUUAGGAAUCAAAGGGAAUGAAGCAAUUGUAGGAGAUCAAGAAAAUAUUUCUAUGGCUAAUAUAUUUUAGUAGGCUUGGAGAGAAAAAUGAAAAUCAGUACAGAAAUCUUAAUAAUUCUCCCCAGAGUUGGAAAAAUUUAUUUUUUAUACUACAAGUCCCAGGAUCCACAAGCCUGCAUUGUCAAUGGCUGAGGAAUUCUGAAAGUUGUAGUCCAAAAAUAACAUUUCCAAGACCUGGUUCUCUUCACAGCAUAAUUCAUAAAUGUGAGAAGGCUAAGGCGUUUUUGUUUCUAUAAUUUCAUCAAAAACAACAUUAUUCUUCUUAAGUAAUUUUGAUGGAGUGGUUCUAUUAUUAUGAUGUUAUAAAUUAUAAGUAUUUGUGGUGAUGAGCAGCUACUGUUUCAUUUGUAUAUACUGUAUGUGUGUGUGUGCAUGCAUGCACAUACACAUAUAUACAUAUAUAUCUAUAACAGGCUGACUCCUGUUAAAACUGUAUUUCCCCCCAUAAAUAUAGAUCCUGCCUGAACACUUGGAAAAUGUAUGCUACAGGCCAUUGUUCUCAAAAUUAAAGUUACUUUGACAUUUUGUGUAAGUAAAGCUGAUCAAUUUUUUCUCUUGUGUUGCUCUCCUGGAGCACUAUCAGUUCAUGCCAUUUUGAAGCACCGUACCUUAAUUGUAACUUGCAAUGUGAUGUAAAUAAAUUUUUAUCUUACAUUAAUCGCCAUAAAAAUAUCACUGCAUUCUCCUUCACCAAAUAAAGUCCAUCACACUCUUUCA